AAAACCUUAGCCCUACUGAAAAUAUAACCCGCGGGCCCCACCGAUUCAAAUUUAAAAACGGCUGGCUGGCGCUCGAUGGAGGGAAACCCUCUUGGGCUUCGCCUCUCGGAAGACGCCAUCACAAACUCUCACAAAUUCGAUAACCUCGAAACAACAACAAGCACUCUCGCAGUCGAUCAAGUUCAUCUAUCUUCGCUCCUUCAGCUUUUCUAUUUUCAACCAUGGCCAAGACACCAUCCAAGCAAUCUGCCAAGACCCCCAAGAAGGCCGCCGGUGGCUCCAAGAAGUCCAAGAAGCGUACCGAAACCUAUUCUUCCUACAUCUACAAGGUGUUGAAGCAAGUCCACCCUGAUACUGGUAUCUCCAAGAAGGGCAUGUCCAUCAUGAACUCCUUCAUCAAUGAUAUCUUUGAGCGCAUUGCCACUGAAGCUGGAAAGCUUGCCACCUACAACAAGAAGGCCACCUUGAGUAGCCGUGAAAUUCAGACCGCCGUUCGUUUGAUGCUUCCCGGAGAGUUGGCCAAGCACGCUGUCAGUGAAGGUACCAAGGCUGUUACCAAGUUUUCCAGCGCCUAAACAGUUCCAAAAACAAAACAAACAACAGGAGAUUUUAAUCUCCACCAACAUGAGCAAAGACACCCAUGCGACGAUUUUCCCGUAUUCUCUGACCCUGUCGGUACGUAUGACAAUGACAAACGAAACGGUUCCAGUAGAUGCACAUGCCAAACCCUGUACCACUAGUAGUCCCUAGCAGUUGACUUCAUGACGCACCGCGAGAAACUCUAGUCUAACAAGUAACAACUAGUUUAUGUAUGAC
Molecule: messenger RNA, 816 nt
Organism: Seminavis robusta
Lineage: Eukaryota; Bacillariophyta; Bacillariophyceae; Naviculales; Naviculaceae
Source: the annotation of a GenBank genome assembly